Molecule: messenger RNA, 31740 nt
Organism: Asterias rubens (European starfish)
Lineage: Eukaryota; Metazoa; Echinodermata; Asteroidea; Forcipulatida; Asteriidae
Exons: 154
Coding region: 1-29880 (9959 amino acids)
Molecular function (GO): protein binding
Source: RefSeq, a predicted model, not a curated record
AUGUACCUGAUCAGCGGAUGGCUCAAGGUGUGUGUGACUGUAACAGUGCUGACUGCACAGCAGGUUGUAACGCAGGGAGCUACUGGGAUCCCAAUGCUACUGCCUGCAUACAGUGCUCUGCUGGAUACUAUUGUCCAGGUGGAAAUAGUGGAAGGGUCCCCUGUGGAGGAGGAACGUUCAACGGUGACCCUGGAGAAAGUAGCUCAACAGCAUGUCAGCCAUGCUCAGCGGGCACUUACAGUGUUGGUGCGGCCGAGUUCUGCUCCGAGUGUCCGUCCGGUCACGCUUGCUUCAUCGACGGCACCAGCUCACCGGUACAAUGCGGGGUCGGUCAGUAUGCCCUCAAUGGUAGCUCAGUGUGUAACCAAUGUCCGCGCGGCCAUUUCUGCCCCAACAUCUACAGCGAGCCCGUCCAGUGCGACUUUGGGCAGUAUUCCAACGGGGAGGGGCAGACGUCCUGUACGGAGUGCGAGGCGGGUCAUAAAUGCCCUGACCGAAACUCAUCAGUACCUUGUCCGGCUGGUACCAAAAGUCAACUCGGAGAUGGAGUGUGUACGAGCUGUGCUCUUGGGUAUCGCAGUGCUGAAGGUGAAAGUGUCUGCACAAUCUGUGAUGCUGGUUACGCGUGUCCAGACCCCGCCAGCUCCGAGAAACAACGAGAUCAGUAACGCCCUCCACACGGCGUGUGACCCUUGCCCCGCAGGGAAGAGUUGCAGCGAUCCGACCUUGAUGCCUAGUGAUUGCUCUGCGGGGGAUUACGCCAUGGUUGGGGACGGGGUUUGUCAGUCGUGUCCGGCUGGGAGCCGCUGCCCGACGACGUCAAGUGUUGAAGCGUGUCCAGCAGAUACGUAUUCUGUUGGGGGCGCUACAUCCUGUACAACAUGCGCUGCGGGUUAUAGCUGUACAAACACAUCAACCGCUGCCUGCCCUAGCGGGUGGUACAGCCCAGAAGCCAGUUCCAUUUGCUACGAGUGUGCGGCAGGGUUCUACUGCCCCGUUGGAUCUGCCGAAGCGAUUGCAUGUGAAGACGGUUACUACAGUAGCUCCGUUGCUCAGCUGACCUGCCUAGAGUGUCCUGCUGGCUCGAUGUGUUCCACUAAGUCAGCCGUUGAAAGUUGCAGUGCAGGGUUCUACUCUCUGGCGAGGUCAACAGCAUGUACAGCAUGUCCUGCAGGCCAUUCUUGUAUCAAUAAUCAAAUGAUUGAGCCCGUACCUUGCGACGUGGGUUGGUAUAACGACGAACCAGCCACCGAGGUUUGCCGGAAGUGCCCUGUUGGAAAAUACUGCUCAGAUCCAACACAGGGUCCUGUAGACUGUGCUGACGGUUCAUACAGUUACGCUGGCGACACUGGGUGCAUUGACUGUCCACCAGGCUAUGCCUGUACAAACCAUACCUAUGAAGGAAGAGUUGCUUGCGCAGCAGGCACCUAUGCUACUGGCAAGGCAACUUCCUGUAUGGAAUGUGCUGCAGGCUCCUUUUGCCCAACUACUAUUGACGGCACACAGAUACCCUGUGCGCCCGGUACCUACUCCGCGGCCGGAGCCACCUCAUGCCAAGUCUGCCAAGCCGGUCAAGAAUGCCCGGCCCUAGAUGGGCUAGACAUCCGUAACUGCACCCUAGGGGAGUACAGUACCUCCCGGAGUACAGCCUGCACGGCAUGCCCGGCCGGUUACGCUUGCCCGCUUACCGACAGUGACUAUAAAGAACCGUGCCCUGGUGGGUUCUACUCCAUUGGGAUGCAGAGCACCUGUACGGGCUGCCCAGCUGGGUUUUUCUGUCCGAAUCCCUUCUCCGAUCAGAUGUUGGAAUGUCCGACGGCCUACUACUCCCUGGGUAACUCCUCAAUCUGCACCCAGUGUCCAGCUGGCUACGAGUGUACGGACAAGAUGACCGCACCCAGUGAUAUGUGCGCAGCGGGCACCUACUCGCUAGGAGCGCAGAUAUCAUGCACAAACUGCAACCCUGGUUACUACUGCCCUUCGAUCUACUCUGGACCAAUCAAAUGCUACAAGGGCUACUACAGCAGCCUCAAUGCGCCUAACUGUACCAUAUGCGAAGCAGGUUACCAGUGCUCUGACCAAACAGUGCCCGAAGUUUGUCCGCCCGGUACCUGGUCUGAAGCCGGUUGGACCGGUUGCAAAGCUUGCGAGUCAGGCUACACCUGUGACGAGGGUUCCUCGUCAGCCAACCCCCCGGCCGAUAUCUGCGAGCCAGGUGGAUGGUGUGAUGGCAAGACACGUUACGAAUGCCCUCCCGGCACUUAUAAUCCAAACAAUGGAUCGACGUCACAGGCUACUGGCUGUAUUCCUUGCCCAGCAGGAUUCUACUGUCCUGGCCCAGGAGACAGUGACUACAUUACAAAUCUCUGCCCAACUGGUCACUAUUGCCCAAUUGGUACAACCUAUGAGACUGCCUUCCCAUGCCCCGGUGGUACGUACAACGAUCUGACCAAUCAGUCCUCGGAGUUCCUUGCGUGUAAACAGUGUCCCGCCGGCUUCUACUGCCCUCAAGGGAGUUCAAAUUACGAUAACUCGUGUCCGCGAGGAUUCUACUGUUUGGAAGGUCAAGCUUCUGGAGUCGACAAUGCUUGUCCGCUCGGAUAUUUCGGUGAUGAGUUAGGAUUCGAGAACACCACCCAAUGUACAAUCUGCCCCCACGGCUACUUCUGUCCCCACGGUAGUGCGACAAACCCCACUACGUCCGCGACCCCAUGUGACCCGGGUACGUAUAAUCCAGACGAGGGCGCCGGUCAUCAAUAUAACUGCAGGCUGUGCGACCAGGGAAGGUCCUGUCCCCUACCGGGAUUGCAUAAUAGUUCACACCCAUGUGCAGAAGGAUAUUAUUGUCCGAACGGGACCAUUACCAACGACCAGUACCCAUGCCCUCCUGGGACCCACACUGGAUCAACAGCUCUCACCUCGUCUGAAGAAUGCUCUCCGUGCCCUGCUGGGAAAUACUGCAGCUGGGCAACAGGAGAUACUGUUAACGGUCCCCAGCCCUGCAAGCCUGGUUACUAUUGCCCUCUGCAGACGCCAAGCCCUGAUCGGUACCCGUGUCCUGAGGGUACCUUCUCCUCAAGUUCCAACCUCACCAAGCCAGCUGAGUGUACAGAUUGUACGGCAACAUACUACUGCCUUGGUGGAGAACCUACAGAGACAGGACCGUGUCCACCCGGUUACUACUGCCCAACUGGUACCCAGUAUGCUGAGCAGUUUGCCUGCCCCAACGGAACCUACAAUAUGGAUUAUAGUCAGGAUGAAGUCAGUGACUGUAUGAAUUGUACACAAGGUCAUUUCUGCGAGUAUGGAGUCAACGAACCUGAGGCGUGUCCACCAGGUACGUACAUGCCUCAAGGUGUCGACGGCUUGGGGAACCUCAUCGGUGAGACAGCAAAGUACCAGAGUGAUUGCCUCGAUUGCCCCGGCGGGUCGUGGUGCGGGUCGGCGACCUUCGACCCGAGCGACUGCGGCACGGGGAUGUAUUCCAAACCGGGCCAGAGCGUCUGCGUGACGUGCGAGGCGGGGUACUACUGCGACAACGUGACGACAUCCCGCUGGGAUAUGCUGAACAAUAAGAAGUGUCCCGCUGGGCUAUACUGCACCACGGGGCUGAACGCUGUGUCUGAGGCUGAGAAUUGUACCAUGUCUCAUUACUGCCCAGAAGCUACGCCGUUCGAAGUAAACUGUCCAGUCGGUACCUACAACCCUACGACGGGUCUGGGAGACGUGAACCAGUGUACGGCAUGCGACGCAGGCUACUACUGUCUAGAGGAAACCAACACUCCAGCUGGCCAGUGCUCCGAGGGUUACUACUGUCCAACUAACAUCACCAACCCCUACAGUAACAACCCGGCCACCAUCGGGUCGUACGGGCCCCAACAGGUACCAUGCCCAGGAGGGACCUACAUUGACACCAAAGGAGGGCGCUACUUGGAGGAUUGCAUCCCCUGUCCGGCUAGCUUCUACUGCCCUCUGGGUACCGGCACUCCCAUAGAUUGCCCUCGUGGGUUCUAUUGUCCGAUGAAUUCGUCCGUGGCAUUCGCAUGUCCGAUCGGGAGAUAUGGAAAUUCCUCCGGUCUCCCAUCACUAGAGAGCUGCCCUCUCUGUGAUCCAGGCUGGUAUUGUGACGCCCCUGGUCUAACCACCCCGAGAGCUCCGUGCGAUCCUGGUUUCGUCUGCUACGAGGGCGCUACAUCAUCAGAUCCGACCGAUGGGACGUUGGGAGAAGUUUGCCCUGCGGGAGGUUACUGUCCUCUUGGAUCCUACACCAGUCUGCCGUGCCCACCAGGGACGUACAGUAACACAUCGGGUGCCAUCAAUCACUACGACUGCUUCGAUUGUGAUCCUGGAUUCUACUGCAGUAACGCAAGAACGCCAAGUCCAUCUGGUCCAUGCAACCCAGGCUACUACUGCACCGGAGGGGCUCGAACCCCGAACCAAACCGUCACUCAGCCGGGCCACUACUCGGAGUCAGGCGCCACCCAGGAGACCCCCUGCCAACUGGGAACCUACAUGCCCCACGACAGGGCGGGGGAGUGUUACAUAUGCGAACCUGGAUUCUACUGCCCCUUCGAGGGCAUGACUAAUAUGACUGUGUGCGAAGCUGGUCAAUACUGUGGAGAAGGCGCUUUCACAUUUGAACUUUGCCCUCCGGGUACCUACUCGGGCGUCAGUCAUCAGACGCACAUUGAUAACUGUACGGAUUGCGAGCAAGGGUACUACUGCAGUGAGAGAGGUGGUGUGACGCAGACAGACAUGUGUGAUGCGGGUCAUAUUUGCUUCAAGAACGCCCUGUUUGCAACACCUGUCUACAAUAACGACUCGUCCGGAGGUCAAGUCAUCAUAACCUGGGGUGACCAGUGUGCGCAAGGUCAUUUCUGCGUCCAGGGGGCGACCUUUAUGGAAGCGUGCCCCAAAGGAACCUACCUUGAUUUUGUGGGAGCUAAAUCCGAAGCCGACUGCAAACCUUGCGGAGAAGGGCGAUACUGCGACUCGACAGGAGCCGUAGCGGAGACAGCUGACUGCGAUCCAGGCUUUGUAUGUCUCGGUGGAGCCAUGCAGAAGGAUCCAACGGACAACGUCACCGGUCACGUCUGCUCCAAGCGACGCUACUGCCCGGGGGGUACGGCAAACGAGUUCCAAUGCGCACAGGGGUACUACUCGGAUGUUGAAGGCCUAUCUGAAUGCAAGAUGUGCGAGCCUGGGUUCUACUGUGUGCCGGACGCUGAUCCUGUACCCUGUCCCCAAGGGCAAUAUUGCAUCGGUGGUACCGAGUCAAAUAGAGAUCCCAUAGAUUGUCCGACGGGAACGUUUGGAAACCGGACUCAACUAACCCUGGAAGAUGAGUGUACUAUAUGUCCAGGAGGUAAAUACUGCGAGCAGCCAGGGUUGACCACCUACAGUGGUCUGAUUGUAGCAGGAUUCUGGUCUAUUACUGGGGCAACCCAAAAAGGCCCCUUUGAUGACGUCACCAAUCCUGACUUUGGAAUAUGUCCCGAAGGAUACUUCUGUCCUCAAGGAUCGGACCAUCCAAGUCCAUGCCCUCCGGGGACCUACAGUGACUCAACCCACCUACCGUCCGAGGGCUCUUGUUCGGUGUGCCUCCCUGGAAAGUACUGCCCCGUGUACCACGCUACGUCAUGGGAAGGUGAUUGCGACGCUGGUUGGUAUUGUACAAACGGCUCCACCUUACAGAGACCUCUAGUAGCUGCGGAGGGAGGUGAAUGCCCUGCAGGAUUUUAUUGUCCGGCCGGUUCACCAGCUCCAGUCAAGUGCCAAGCGGGGACCUACAACAACGAGAGUGGUCAGUCUGUUUGUCUAGAUUGUCCAGCGGGUUCUUAUUGUAUCGAACAGACCACUGACCCAGCAGAGUGUCCAGAGGGCUACUACUGCCCCAUCAGUACCCAGACGGCGUACGCUAACGCCUGCCCCGAGGGAAAGUUUAAUAACCUGACUGGGAGGUCGUCGCUACAAGAUUGUAUAGAGUGUCUCCCGACCUACUACUGUGGUACUCCCGGUCUAAGCUGGCCCACCGGUCUCUGCGAUGCCGGAUGGUACUGUCGUAACAGUUCCCGCUUCGCCCAGCCGACCCAAGCCUACCAAGGAGGGCGCUGUGAGGUCGGGCAGUACUGCCCGCGAGGAAGCUCCCUUCCGCUGUCAUGUCUGCCCGGAAUGUUCUGCGGGAGUCCGCAGUUGGCUUAUCCCAAUGGAAGUUGCUCUGCUGGGCAUUAUUGCGUGGGCGGGGCUUCGGUCGCUGAUCCAGAGGGAAGCGUAACGGGUGAUAUUUGCCCGACGGGGCAUUACUGUCUGGAAGGAAGUCCUUCCCCUACAUCCUGUCCAAUCGGGACUUUCGGUAACACCACAGGAAGUGAAGCUGAGUCUGAUUGUUAUAACUGCACCCAGGGGAUGUACUGUGAGGGUCUCGCAAACACCCAACCAGACGGACCAUGUAUGUCAGGUUACUACUGCCCACCAGGACAGAUUGUCAAGGAUCCUUAUGACUAUCGCUGUCCUCAAGGUCACUUUUGCCCAGAGGGUAGCCACGAGCCAAUACGAUGUAGCUCUGGCUAUUACCAGGAUGAAACGGCCAAAGGAUCCUGCAAGGGAUGUCCGAGCGGCUACUACUGUGAUAGUACUCUCAGCCCGGUCCUCUUGUACAACGACUCACUUUGUCUAGAAGGUUAUUACUGCCCUCCCUUGACGCGCUACGCCACCGAGUUCAAAUGCCCCCGAGGGACGUUUGGUAAUCGUACCGGUAUGAAUGCCAGCGAUGACUGCAACCCUUGUCCUGGUGGAUAUUACUGCGACGAAGAGGCCCAGAUAUCUUACACUAAACUCUGCUCAGCCGGGUACUACUGCCGCACCGGUGCCUUCACAUCCACUCCUAACCUGACAUUAGAUGCUAAUAUCUGCCCUGCUGGCUAUUACUGUGUGGAGGGAACCGAUGAACCGGUACCCUGCCCACCUGGAACCUUCUCAGAUAACACCAAGCUGAUGGCUCUGGAAGAAUGCAGUAAUUGUACGAAAGGUCUGUACUGUCCGGACCAAGCAAUGACCGCUCCGGCUGGAGAAUGCUUGGCCGGCUACUACUGUCCGGAGGGCUCAAACCGUCUGGAUCAGAUUGAGUGCCCAGUUGGCAAAUACUGCAUCAAUGGCACGUUUGAUCCAACAAACUGCCCAAGAGGAACUUACAACAAUGAUACGAUGAAGGCAGCGGAGAUUGAAUGUUACGACUGCUCCGGAGGUCAUUACUGCGAGACGGAAGGACUGACUGAACCAACGGGAGAGUGUGGUGUUGGAUAUUUCUGUCCACCAGGCACCAUCGAGCAAGAGCCAGUAGACAAUGAGUGCUACGUCGGUUACUACUGUCCAGGAGGGGUGGCAUACCCCAUCCCGUGCCCCAACUACACCGAGGCGAAUCAGACCAAGUCCUCUAGCUGUAAUCUCUGCCCUCAGGGCUACUACUGCCCUGAGCCUGGAGUGAGACACUACUGCCCUCAAGGGUACUACUGCCCGGCUGGUACAGGUGUUGACUGGGAAGCCUGCCCUCGUGGGACCUACAGCGACCAGGAGGGUUUGUACUCUCGCGACCAGUGCAAGCCGUGCAAAGCGGGCUACUACUGUGGCGGUGAACAUCUCAGCGUGGAAACCAACCAGUGCGCCGCAGGGUACUACUGCGUCUUCGGUGUGGAUCGGCCGGAGCCCGACGGGGAUAACUCAACGUCGUGCUCGUACUUUGAUGGGCGACAGACCGGGUAUGGAGGGAAGUGCCCCAUUGGGCAUUUCUGCGAAGUGGGCACGAUCUAUCCAGAACCCUGCUUAGCUGGAACGUAUGCCCCAGAUGAAGGCAUGGAUGCAUGCUUAGCAUGUGAACCAGGUUACUACUGUCCGCAAGGGUCAUCCGCGUACUCUGACAAGCCGUGUCUGUCCGGUCACUACUGCCCGGAGUCUACAGAGUCAGACACUCAGUUCCCCUGUCCAAUCGGUACCUUCAACAAUCUGACCAAGAGCAUCAACGAUAGUGACUGCGUCAACUGCACAGGUGGAUCAUACUGCGCCAGCAACGGCCUCCCGAACCCUACCGACAUCUGCCAAGGCGGUUUCUACUGCAGUGGGGGUGCCUCCGAGGCUGCCCCCUCUGGAGACGGAGGUGCCAUGUGCAUGGCUGGCUACUACUGCCCAGCGGGAGCGUCCUACGCCAUUCCCUGUCCAGGGGGAGAGUACUGCGCCGGGGAGGGAUUGAACCAGACAUCAGGGAUUUGUGAUGCUGGGUUUUAUUGUACUAUAAAGGCUGUGGUGCCUAACCCAGAGGAUGGGGUGACAGGUAACUUCUGCCCCAAGGGCGCCUACUGCCCUCCCCAGAGUGCUUCGGAGCAGCUUUGCAACCCGGGCUUUUACCUCAAUAGCACCCACAACAAUGACAGCUCAGCAUGCUUGCUGUGUGAUGCUGGCCAUUACUGUUCCGGGGAGGGUAACCCUGAACCGACCAAUGUGUGUGAUGCUGGGUUUUAUUGCCCCCCGGGACAGGAAGAGCCGACGCCUGAUGCUUACAAUUGCACACAAGGUCACUUCUGUCCGGAGGCUUCCACGGAGCCGCUUCGCUGCGAGUCCGGAACCUACCAAGAUGAGAUCGGUCAGUCAGGAUGCAAAGAUUGUCCAGAGGGUUACUACUGUGAUAACACCAUUGAACCUGUGGUACUAUACCAAAACUCGUACUGCCCAACAGGUUUCUACUGCCCUCCCAAGACGAAGUUCGCAACAGAGUUUGCAUGCCCCAAUGGUACCUUUGGUAACUUGACUCACCGAAAUGACGUUGGGGAUUGCGAACCUUGCAGAGCGGGACAGUACUGCGAGACGGAAGGGUUAUCUGAACCUACUGGAGAUUGCUACGCAGGUUAUUUCUGCACCAGUGGAUCCAACACCCCAACACCGACCAUCGGAAGUAACGCCGAUGAGUGCCCGGCUGGGUUCUACUGCGGGAAUGGGACGGCCACCCCGGAGGCGUGUCCACCCGGUACAUAUAACCCCUUCAUUAGGAGGGUGUCGAUGGAUGACUGCUUUAGCUGCGACGGUAAACACUACUGCCCCGACUACAACAUGACUGCUGUAGGAGCGCUCUGUAACCCAGGAUACUACUGUGCAUCAGGGGCUGAUAACGCAGAGUACCAGGAAUGCCCAGAGGGUCAUUACUGUGAGCAGGGAACCGACGUACCACAGCCAUGCCCACCAGGGAUGUGGUCCGACGUCAAAACAUUAACGUCUGAGAGUGAAUGCUACAAUUGCACUGCCGGGUUCUUCUGUCCACUGAGCGGCAUGACCACAGUCAUCGAGGAGUGCUGGGGCGGGUUCUACUGCCCCGGUGCUGACACUGCCCCCAAUCCCGUCAACUAUCGGUGCCCCGCGGGCGUACACUGCCCCAACGGUAGCGGAAUCUACAUGGAGUGUGCAGCGGGGACGUUUACGGACUACAUCGGGGCGUCAGAGUGCGGUGUCUGCCCCGAGGGAUCCUACUGCCUGCCUGUUGCCCCUGAGAAUGCGUCCUUGGCGUAUCAGCCCUGCCCUGCUGGGUACUAUUGCCCUUAUGGAACUGGGGCGGAUUGGCAGCCAUGCCCGGCCGGUACCUACAGCCCAGUGGAAGGCCUGACCAACGUAACGGAAUGCCUAGCUUGUGAUGGGGGCCAUUACUGCACUGGGCCUCACGAGACAUCUACAUCUGGCAAAUGCUCUCCAGGUUAUUACUGUACAUCUGGUGUGGACCGCCCAGACCCGGGAGCAAGCAGUGAUGCCAUCAAUUGUUCCUGCCCAGAGCAAACUGUCUUCACUGGCGAGGGCGGUAUAUGCCCAGUGGCCCACUACUGCCCGGUCAAUAGCAGCCUGCCGACAGCCUGCGCUCCGGGCUUUUAUAACAACCUGACUGGUCAGUCUGAAUGCUUCACCUGUGUGGAGGGAUACUAUUGCCUGGCACAGACUACACAUUAUAUUGACUUUGACUGCCCUCUAGGUCACUUCUGCCCAAGUGGAACCAUGGACCCAAUUGAGAAUCCCUGCCCACCUGGGACGUAUAACCCGGAUCUGAAUGCAAAGGACAUGGAUGCGUGUCUGUCGUGUCCAAUGGGAAAAUACUGUGAUGGAUCAGGGAACGCCAACUACACGGAGGAAUGCGAUGAGGGUUGGUACUGCUCGGGAGGUGCCUCGAACCAAACGUCGACGUCACAUGGUGGACGUUGCGAACCCGGAUACUACUGCCCAAGAGGGUCUGGAGCCCCCGAACCUUGCCCCGGUGGGCAGUACUGCCAAACACCAGGUCUUGCCCUCCCGACUAACGAUUGCGACGCCGGCUACUAUUGCAUUGGUGCCUCAACGACUGGUACCCCGGAAGAUGGUGUGGAAGGCGACGAAUGCCCGCCAGGAUUCUACUGCGAGGUCGGGUCAAUGUGGCCGGAGCCUUGUCCCCCGGGUACCUUCAGCCCUUAUGCUAAGAACGUCAAUGUUUCGGACUGCUUGGCAUGUCUGGAUGGUGAUUACUGUGGGGAGUACAAUCUGACAGAGACAAACGGCAAUUGCACCCAGGGUUACUACUGUCCUCGUGGCCAGUUCGACCCCCAGGCCUUUCCCUGUCUGAUCGGUCACUAUUGUCCGAGCGGAAUUCAUGACCCCAUCUUGUGUCCGAGCGGCACAUACCAAGACGAACCGGCGAGAUGGGACUGUAAAGAGUGCCCCGCUACGUACUACUGUGACAAUACCUAUGGUGUAGUCGUGGUCAAUGAUACAGUGACGUGUCCAAGAGGUUUCUAUUGCGAGGCAGGUACCAAGCUAGCCGAGCAGAACGGUUGCCCGCGAGGAACAUUCGGCAACGACACUGGGUUUGAUAACGUUACAGACUGCAUCCCAUGCUCAGGUGGGUAUUACUGUGAGGAGGCAGGCAAGACCCAACCCACAGCUCCCUGCGAUGCUGGAUUCUUCUGCAAGCAAUACGCUGAGACGGCAAUACCAAACCAAGGAGCUGACCAGGCGGACGUCUGCCCACAAGGUUCUUAUUGUACUGAGGGUACGGCUGAACCUUACCCUUGUCCACCGGGUACCUACGGUGCGUCAGAGGGUCUUCACAAUGAGUCUAGUUGUACUCCAUGUCUGGCCGGAUUCUACUGCGAGAGUCAAGGGCUUCUUGAUGUUGAAGGACCUUGCCAGGAGGGUUACUACUGCCCAAUCGGGUCUAGUUCCCGGACUCAGGUGAUCUGCACUGUGGGCAACUACUGUCCUACAACAUCCGACGUUCCCACAGCAUGCCCUGAAGGUACCUUCAACCCCUACGAGGGGCGCAUGAACGAGAGUCAAUGCACGCCGUGUACAGAGGGAAGUUACUGUGAAACCCAGGGUCUUGACCAGCCAACUGGUGCCUGUGAACCACGCUACUACUGCCCACCUGGUCAACGUUCACCCCGACCGUAUGACUACAAUUGCACCAUCGGUCACUACUGUCCACUCAACUCGUCCGAGCCUCUUCCGUGUGCAAAUGGGACGUAUAUGAACCAAACACAUGCCGAGGAAUGCUUCAUCUGCCCAGAAGGAUGGUAUUGUGUUUUGGGCAACCUCGUUGACGUUUGCCCCAUGGGAUACUGGUGCCCUCUGGGUACCGGGUUCGACUGGCAACCGUGCCCUCAUGGAACGUUUGGUAAUGAGACAGGGCUGUCUUUGAUGGACCAGUGUGAGCAGUGUCUGGGUGGAUUCUACUGUGAUCAGCUUGGUGCGACAAGUGUUACUGCUAGCUGUGAUCCUGGGUAUUACUGCACCUACGGUGCUGACCGUGCCCAGCCUGACGACCUCUCCCCAUCCCUCGUUAACGGCACCUGUGAGUUGCCAGGAGGGUACACAGGGGUCGGAGGGGUGUGUCCAGCCGGUCACUUCUGCCCCAUGGAGACGUCAAUGCCGAUUUCAUGUGAAGCUGGAAGCUUUGCCAAUGUGACUGGUCUGUCUGUGUGCUGGGAUUGCCCGGAGGGCUAUUAUUGCACUGAAGAAUCAGUAUCCUACGACGACAAGCCAUGUCCACUUGGCCACUACUGCCCUCUACGUACCGAGUCUAUGUUACAGUACCCGUGCCCAACCGGGACAUUCUUCAACACGACCCACGCCACGUCUCAGAGCGACUGCCUCGGCUGCCCUGGUGGAUGGUUCUGUGAUAAGGAGGGGCUGGACACGCCCACGGAUCAAUGCUCGCCAGGAUGGUACUGUACGGCUAACGCUUCUACCAGUAUGGACUCAACCCACGGAGGGGAAUGCCAGCGUGGUACCUACUGCCCAAUGGGAUCUCAUAAACCGUUAUCCUGUGAUCCAGGAAGGUACUGCCUCACACCGGGCCUGCCUGAACCCACUGGCAACUGCUCAGCAGGUUUUUACUGCACCCUGGGCGCAAACGUUUCCUCCCCUGUGGACGGCACGACCGGCGAUGUAUGCCCCAAGGGCAACUACUGCCCCGAAGGCUCCAGAGAACCUUACCCCUGUCAGAAUGGAACCUUCCUGAACAGUACACAGAAUGAUGCAGUCGGGGACUGCCAACCGUGCACAGAAGGGAUGUUCUGCCCGGGCAAUGGGAUGGACCUUCCGGAGGGGCCGUGUGACGUAGGAUAUUACUGCCCGAUUGGUCAGAUUGUUUCUGCACCACCGGAGUACAGAUGUCCAGUCGGCUACUACUGCGAGGUAGGCUCAGCGACCCCAACACGCUGUCGCAACGGCACCUACAACAAUGAGACAGGUCAAGGGUCAUGCCUGGAGUGUCCGGCCGGCUACUUCUGCGACAGCACGGAGGAGCCGGUGGUGCAGUACAACGAGACUAACGUCUGCCCAACGGGAUACUACUGCCCUCCGGGAACACGCUACGCAACUGAGUACCCAUGCCCGAUUGGGACAUUCAAUAACGUAACCGGUCGUCAGGUGGAGAGUCAAUGCAUUGGAUGUCUAGGAGGAUUCUACUGUCCAGAGACUGGUAUGUCGUAUCCCGUAGACCAGUGUGCGGCUGGGUACUACUGCCGAGAGUAUGCAAGAACGUCGACCCCUGAGCAAGGUGAAGAAGCUGACAUGUGUCCUCACGGUCAUUACUGUGAAGUGGGGACAGACAACCCCACUCCCUGUCCGAAGGGAACCUUCAGCGAUGAGUUCAUGUUGGAGAUGGAGGCUCAGUGUGAACUGUGUCCUGCCGGAGAAUACUGCGCUGAGGUUGGGAAGAACGUCACAAGCGGACUGUGUGAACAGGGCUACUAUUGUGAGCUUGGCUCGUCCGAUCCACGAAACAUCACAUGCCCUGCUGGGAGCUACUGCAUGACGGGCGUAGGUGUUCCAGAGCCCUGCCCCCUUGGCACCUAUAGUGAUAUGGAGAACCGUUGGAACGUAUCCCAGUGUGUUCCAUGUGAUGAGGGAUGGUUCUGCAACCAAACAGGUUUGACUGCCCCAGUCGCCGAAUGCGAUCCAGGUUUCUACUGCCCAGAGGGACAGAGUGUUCCCAACCCUACGGAGUACCCCUGUCCAAUCGGCCUUCAUUGCCCCCAGGGUAGCUCCCUUCCUGUACCCUGUGAACCGGGAACUUUCUCCAACCUCACCCAGGUGUCCGUGUGCAUGACAUGCCCAGAGGGUUACUACUGUGUACCCUCGGAAGUUAUCGAAGGUAACUCCACGUCUGGGUACAGCCUCUGCCCUCAGGGCUACUACUGCCUGGCCGGCACUGGUCUAAACUGGACCGCAUGCCCUCCAGGGACGUACGGAGGUCGCAAAGGACUGCCAGACGAAGGAGAGUGUACCAGCUGUCCAGGAGGGAGUUAUUGCGAUGGUGUCACCCUCAUUCAACCCACCAAUCUUUGCAGUCCGGGCCACUUCUGUACCUCAAGGGUAGAUAGAGCCAACCCAACAGCUUUUAUCAACGACUCCUGCUCCUAUGAUGGUGAGCACACUGGCUAUGGUGAUAUCUGCCCCACUGGUCAUUUUUGUCUGGAAGGAUCCACUUAUCCGGAGGGGUGCAAUGCUGGGACUUACCAAGACGAGGAGGGGCAAGAUUCUUGUAAAGAAUGUCCAGCUGGAUACUACUGCCUCGUGAACUCAACAACUUACCUCGACACAUUAUGUCCAGAGGGUCACUACUGCCCUAAUGGCACAGCCUACGACAUAGAAUUCCAGUGCCCACCUGGAACCUUCAAUAAUCUGACAGGUGGCCAUAAUGAAUCUGCUUGCGUCCCCUGUACCGCUGGGUCCUACUGCGCAGGGUACGGUAACACCAACCCAACAGAUCAAUGUGAUCCUGGAUGGUACUGCUACAGUGGAUCGUACGAGGCACAACCAUCAGAUGCUUCACUUGGAGGCAGAUGUGAAGCAGGUAACUACUGCCCUCGAGGCUCAUCAUCACAGCAAACAUGUGAUCUCGGUAAAUUCUGCGACGUUCCCGAGUUGUACGAACCAGCCGGAGACUGUUAUGCGGGCUUCUAUUGUACCCAUGGGUCUAUCACGGCCACUCCAUCUGGAGUUGCAGGGAACGAGUGCAGCGCCGGACAUUUCUGCAUCGUCGGAAGCAGCGCCGAGGAUGAUUGCCCCCCAGGGACAUAUCUUCCGUCCAAGAGGGCCAAGAACGAGUCCUACUGCUUGGAGUGUAUCGGUGGUCAGUACUGCGGGGCGAGCGCACUGGCUUACCCACAGGGCAACUGUACUCAAGGUUUCUACUGCCCUGGCGGUCAAAUCGUUGCGAGCCCCAUCGAGUACCCUUGCCCACCGGGCUAUUACUGUGAGGAAGGGGUAGACGAUAAGGUGCCCUGCCCUGCCGGUACCUACCAGGACGAACCGGAACAGUGGACGUGCAAGACCUGCCCUGAGGGAUUCUACUGUGAUGACACCAAUGGGCCGAUUGUGAACUACACUUCUUAUAUAUGCCCAGAAGGUCACUACUGUCCGAACGGAACCACAGCCGCCACUGAGUUCACCUGUCCAAUCGGUACCUUCAACAACGCCACCGGCCUGGCCAGCUCUGACCAAUGCGCUCCGUGCCUGGGCGGCUACUACUGCGGCCAACCGGGCCUGACCUACCCUUACACCCUCUGUGCCGCCGGCUACUUCUGCCACAUCAGGGCGGAGCGGGCCACACCUGAUCAAGGGUCGGACGCAGGAGUGUGUACGGCGGGUCAUUACUGUCCGGAGGGGACAACGGAACCGAUGGUUUGUCCAAGAGGAACGUUCAGUAAUGAAGAGACUCUGAUGAACGUGACGGAAUGUGAACCUUGUCUCGCAGGCCAGUAUUGCGAUGAGGAUGCCCUCCUGGCGCCCGCCGGUUUCUGCCUACCAGGUUACUACUGCGAGCAAGGCUCAGACAACCGACAACAAUAUGUCUGCCCGGCUGGUAGGUACUGCGGUAACGGGACGUCGGUACCAGAGCGCUGCCCUGCGGGUACGUACUCUAACGACACCAUGCUGACGGCCGCUGAAGAGUGCAGAAAUUGCACUGCCGGAUGGUACUGCCAACAGACUGGUCUGACCGAGGAGGAAGGACUGUGUUUGGAGGGAUAUUAUUGCCCCGAAGGCUCUAGUGUCAGCAAUCCAGUAGAGUGUCCGACAGGUCUUCAUUGUCCUGAGGGGUCACCUGAUCCUAAGGCCUGUUCCUCAGGCUACUACACUGACCGAACAACACAGUAUACCUGCAAGUUGUGUCCAAGAGGCUAUUACUGUCUCCCUGAGAAUGAGACAAUUGGUAACCCGGAUCUCCAGGCCGGUGUUGCAGACUGCCCGGCUGGCUAUUUCUGCACCAAUGGAACCGGUUUAGACUGGAGCGCAUGCCCCGCUGGUACCUACAGCAACCAGACUAAUUUUUACAAGGUCCAGCAAUGUAUAGACUGCCCCGGUGGCUUCUACUGCCCUGACCAAGCCGCAACCUCCUACUCGCACCUCUGUGACGAAGGUUACUGGUGUGACUCUGGGGUCGAUCGAGCAAACCCAAACAACCCGUCAGAGAACGAGACCUACUCUGCCUCCUGCCCGAUCCUUGGGGGUCAUACGGGCGUCGGCGGGGUGUGUCCUACGGGUUAUAGGUGCCCGGUGGGGACCAAGCUUCCCAUCGGGUGUGAGGCCGGAGAGUAUCAGGAUCAGGAAGGACAGGGAACGUGCAAGGGGUGCCCUGAAGGUUUCUUCUGUCUGUCCAACUCGACCACCUACGUCGAUAACGUUUGUCCAGUGGGUCACUACUGCCCUAACGGUACCACAAUGUCCAAUGAAUAUCCUUGUAUACCGGGAACGUUUAAUGAUAAACUACAGCAGACCAAUGAGAGUGCUUGCGUGUCGUGCUUAGCCGGGACGUACUGCAUGGGAAGUGGUAACGACAUGCCAACAACAAACUGCAGUGAUGGCUGGUACUGUAUCGGAGGUGCGUCUAGCCCAACACCGACUGACCCGUCCAUCGGCGGCCGAUGUGGUCUUGGAGAGUACUGUCCAGGCGGUACUGACCAUCCAAUCUUAUGUGACCCUGGGUACUACUGUGAAAGGAUCGGACUGGCAGUACCUAGCUUACCUUGCUCACAGGGAUUCUACUGCACCCUUGGCGCUUCCAUCAGCAACCCCACAGACAACAUCACAGGCAACAUCUGCCCCCAGGGUCACUACUGCCCCGUGGGGUCCUUUGAGCCCCAACCCUGCCCCAUUGGCUACUACCUAGACGCCGUGGAGCAGAGCGAAAACACCAGCUGUAAGAUCUGCACCAAGGGGGAAUAUUGCGGCAGCGAAGGGCUCCCUCUACCCAAUGCAGAUUGCAUGGAGGGUUACUACUGCCCCGAGGGUCAGAUAUCAGCCACGCCCGGGCCGUACACGUGCCCUGUCGGGCACUUCUGCGGGGUUGGGUACGGGGAUCCCGAACCCUGCCCAUCCGGAACAUUCCAAGACACACCGGGGAGGUGGGAUUGUAAAGAGUGUCCCGAGGGGCAUUAUUGUAAUGCUACUAUCGGACCGGUCGUGUGGUAUGGAUCAUACGUCUGCCCGUCUGGGUAUUAUUGCCCGAAUGGUACCACUUAUGCAGAGGAGUUUGCAUGUCCCUAUGGAAAGUUUAACAAUUUGACAGGUAUCAUUAGUGAGGAUGAAUGCACACCAUGUCUACCUGGGAUGGCUUGCGAUGAGCCAGGGUUAAUGUUUCCCAUCAGGCCAUGUGAGGCAGGGUACUUCUGUAAAGGAGGUGCCAAUGCCACUACUCCAAAUGAUGGUCUAAUGAAUAAUGAAUGUCCAGCUGGUUACUAUUGCAUGGAGGGAACAACUGAACCUGACGCUUGCCCAGAGGGAUCCUUCAGUCCAGCCACUAAGCUGAAAGCCGUUGGGGAAUGUCUCAACUGUACAGCCGGCUUCUUCUGUAAUGAGACUGCACAAACUGAGGUCAGUGGGCCAUGUCUACCACGUUUCUACUGCGACGAGCAUUCCACACGCCCUGACCAGACUAUUUGUCCUGAGGGGUACUUCUGCGAAGGGCAAACAUUCAAUCCCACUCCUUGCCCCAAUGGUACGUUCUCCAACGCCACCGGGCUGGCUAAUGAGAUAGAGUGUCUGAGUUGUACUGCUGGGUUCUACUGUGAAGGAAUGGCCAAUACAGAGGUCACAGCCCCAUGUCAUGCUGGGUUCUACUGUCCCCCGGGCUCAGACGUACCCAAUCAGAUCACAUGCCCAGAGGGUAAACACUGCCCUCUACAGAGUCCAGAACCCCAGGAUUGUCUUGCUGGUACUUACGUUGACUACGAGGGUGCUUCGGAGUGCUCUGUCUGUCCCGAAGGUUUUUACUGUAUCCCAGAGUUGGUUAUAGAAGGUGUAGGGGCAACCAGUUAUCACCGAUGCCCUGCAGGCUUCUACUGCCCUAACGGCACAGGUCACGAUCACCAACCGUGUCCGGCCGGUACCUACGGUCCAACGGACGGUCUGGCCGCGGCGACGGAGUGCACGCCAUGUGACGCCGGGAUGUACUGCCAGGGGGUGAACCUGACGAGCCCGACGGCAGAAUGCGACGCAGGGUUCUACUGCGUGUCCGGAGUUGAUAAGAUAGAUCCGUUGAUGCUCGCUGGGGACCAGUGCCCGACAGGGACCGUGCAUCCAAUCAUCGGUGAUGUAUGCCCGAAGGGACAUUAUUGUGUACAGGGAUCGGACUACCCUACUGGUUGCGAGGCAGGUUAUUACCAAGACCAAGUCCAGCAGUCCUCCUGCCACCCCUGCCCAAUCAGCCACUACUGUUACCUCAACACGACCGACUACACCCCCAACGAGUGCCCACCGGGCUACUACUGCCCACUGAAAACCCCGGACCCUUACACCUACCCUUGCCCACCGGGUACCUUCAAUAACAAGACCCUUCAGGGGAGUAUCUCUGGGUGUAUUGAGUGUACCCCUGGCUGGUACUGCGAGGGGGAAGGGAACAGUAACCCAACGGCCGAGUGUAGCCCAGGAUUCUACUGCUCUGGGAACACCAGUGAGGCAAUGCCAUCAGAGUACGGCGGGGUAUGCCUACCAGGUGAGUUCUGCGUUGGCGGUAAUGCUGCGCCCGAACCAUGCACCGCGGGAAAACACUGUAAUGCCACCGGACUCUCCGCACCAUCAGGGAACUGCAGCCCGGGAUGGUACUGCCCGGCAGGCUCGUCCACUCCAGAGGAAAUCGAGUGCCCGGUCGGUCGCUACUGUCCCGAGGAAAACUGGCUGCCGAUACCGUGCUCCAACGGGACGUACAACCCGGCAUUGGGUCAGGAUGGCCCUGAGGAUUGCUUGCCAUGCGAGGGCGGUUUCUAUUGUAAUGAGACUGGGGCCUCUGCGACCAGUGGUGAAUGUGCUGAAGGUUACUACUGUCCUCCAGGGCAGAGCACCCCCACCCCAGGGGAGUACCCAUGUCCUGCCGGCCAUUACUGUAUGGAGAACUUUGCGGCUCCAGAACGAUGCGAGGAUGGGUAUUAUCAGGACGAGGAAGGGAAAGCGUCUUGUCUCCCGUGUGAAGAAGGCUAUUUUUGCGAUAACACUGUCGCUCCCGUCGUCCACCUCAACGGUUCGGACUGCCCGGCUGGCUACUACUGCCUACCAAUGACCAAGCGAGCCAACGAGUACCCCUGCCCGCCAGGAACGUUCAAUAAUCUGACUAACGCUUUUAACGAAAGCUGGUGCCAGCCGUGUCUGGCCAGGUACUACUGUCUCUCUGCUGGACUGAAUGAACCGGAAGCGCUGUGCUAUGGAGGGUACUACUGUGAAGGUGGAGAUGCGAUCCCCAACCCCAACAUCUGUCCGGCUGGGAGCUACUGUCCCGAGGGGAGCUACCAACCGACGCCCUGCCCGGCAGGGACGAUCUCAUCUGGUCAGGGGAACAUCAACGAGACAUCAUGUGCACCAUGUGAUAUUGGACGCUACUGCAAUGCCAACAGCUCCCAAAAUGGAGUGACACCCCCAUGCGAAGCCGGUUACAUCUGCACGGGAGGCUCUGACACGCCCACCCCCGCUGAUGGGGUGAAGGGUUACGAGUGCCCAGUUGGGCAUUACUGUGAGGAGGGUGCACCCAGUGAAAUUCCGUGCAACAAGGGAACGUACGCCCCAUUCCCACGUAUGGGAGAGUGCGAUCCCUGCCCUGAAAGUAAAACUUGUCCUGAGUUUGGGAUGAACACCACGCUUCCGUGUCCGGCCGGAUUUUAUUGCCAAGAGGGAACGGACGACGACGGUGAACCUUGUCCUCCAGGUACCUUCAGUAAUCAAUUGUCCCUUAUUGAGGAAGACGAAUGUCAACCAUGCCUGAUUGGAAUGUACUGUGAGACACACGGACUGUCAUGGCCGACCGGCGAAUGCGACGCUGGUUUCUUGUGCCUGGAAAGAGCGGCCACGGCCAGCCCAGACGACACAGUGAAUGAACCGUGCCAAGUGGGACAUUACUGUGAAAAUGGUACCCACUCGGCCACCCCUUGUCCCCCGGGCACAAUGAACCCAAACCGGGGCGGGGUAUCAGUGGACGACUGCGUUCCCUGCGAGGCGGGUCACUACUGCGAGGGUACAGGACUCUGGCAACCCAGCGGGGUGUGUUCUGAGCGCUACUACUGCCCCAGUGAUGCCGUUAUCGACUCACCCGAGCCUGUCGGUUAUGAAUGCCCAGCCGGAUUCUUCUGCCUGAACCAGACGGCGACGCCUACUGCUUGUGAUCCAGGUACAUACCAGCCAUUCGAAGCAGAGGUAGAUUGCAACAUCUGUCCUGAAAGAUUCUUCUGCAUGGUGAACUCCAGCACCCCUGAGCCUUGCAGCGCUUACUCCUACUGCCCUCAAGGUUCCAUCGAGCCUACGCCGUGUCCUAACGGCACUUACACAAUGGAUGAUGUGGUUGAGCUGAUCAACCCGUCACAGUGCCAGGAAUGCCCCACAGGGAGUUAUUGUGUUGGUGGUAGAGUAGCUGGACCAUGCACAGCGGGUUUCAUUUGCUACUCCGGAUCGAACACCCCUACUCCUGAUGGUACGGACAUCGUGAUGGGAGAACCAUGCCCCAUUGGUUACUACUGUCUUGAAGGUGCAACGAAUGUUUCUGUGUGUAGCCCAGGACAGGUGAUUACAGAACCGGGAGCUAAGAGCUCAGCAGAGUGUACCCAGUGCCCAGCUGGCUACAUCUGCACCGUGGACAGCACCAGAGCAGAACCCUGCACCCCAGGUUAUUUCUGUGAGUUCAACCAAGACCCUAAACCUUGUCCCAAUACGACGUUCUCCGACGAAUCAAAAGCAACAAACUUGAGCACCUGUCAACCCUGUCCGGCUGGGUAUUGGUGUAACAUCCCAGCUAUGACAGACUUCUCCAUUAGUCCAUGCCCUCUUGGGUACUACUGCCCUGAGGCUACCCUGGAACCGCUUUCCUGUCCCCCCGGAACAUACAGGGACACUGAGGCUGCUGAGAAUCAAGAUGACUGCCUGCUUUGUCCGUCUGGCUACUACUGUCCGAACGAUACGGCCAAUACCUACGGCAUAGAGUGUCUGGAUGGUCAGUUCUGUCCGGCAGGAUCUUGGGACCAAAGAGAUUGCCAGCCAGGUUAUUACUGCAACCGUUCCAUGACCCAGGAGGCCUGCCCGUCCGGUUUCUACUGUCCAGUCAACUCUAGUUACCCCGUACCGUGUCCGGCUGGUCACUACUGCGGGGAAAGCUGCGAGACAGAACCAUGUCCAGGAGCGAUAAUGCCAAUCAAAUGCCCGCUUGGUUACCGAGAGAAAGACGGUUCCCGCCGCUCGACGUUCGUAAACACCUGCCAGAUCUGCGCAGCAGGUACCUAUGGGAACGAUCCUGACCGAGCCAACUGUACCAUCUGCGUGGCUGGGGUAGUGUGCUUGCAGGGAGCGACUACGGACAACCCGCAAGGCAACGAUACGCAGAAUGGAGUCAACGUUACCAACUCUUAUCCAUGCCCUGUCGGUUAUUAUUGUCCAGAAGGUUCCUACGUUCCAUUGGCGUGUAACGUCGGGACGUACAAUGAAUACGAAUACGGUAUGUCAGACGCCGACUGUCUUAACUGUCCUGUGGACCACUUCAAUCAUCUAGAAGGACAAGACGCCUGUUUUCAUUGCGGUGCCGAGGCGUAUCAAACAGAAAUGGGACAGCCGCAGUGCCAGUGUGCAGGCGCUGGGAAACAGUUCCAGGCCAGUGACCGUAAAUGUCUCUGCAGGCAAGGCUACAUCACCCUGGUGGGUCGAGAACAAGACUGCGUGGAGGAAGUUUACGAGAUUUGCACUGAAGGAACGUCACGUACUCAGGGCGGAGCGUGUCUGGACAGUACUGGGUGGGAAGACUAUUGUAGGGAAGGGGUGAGUGCAAAGGACUACCUUGGAUACGAUCAGACGUUGUCCUUGUGUAAGUGUAAGGUCGAUGACCUUCAGGAGAUAUGUGACCUUGAGUGUCGUCUGGCUCAGAGGAACAGAAUGACCCUAGUGUGUGACGAUCCACCGUAUGUCUGCAUUGAGUAUACGACCGGAGAACAGACAAAGAUUCCGGUGAGCAGUUUGACUAAAGUGAUCAACGCUCGCAACGCCAUCUCGGCCGACCAGUGCGACGCCCUCGAUGGCACCACGCAAGUCAUUCAUGUCACAGAAAUGAGCAGCAACGGUUUCCUGGGUGUGUACGACCCAUCACCCUCACAACUGGAAACUGUCAUCAUGGACAACGCUAAGGGUUUAACCAAUGCCACCUCAGUCAAUGGUUCAGUGACUUACAGUGUGUCUCGUAGACGACUCCUGUCUGUUGAUAACUCAACCGUGCGAGGUAGGGGGCGCCGUUUGCUGUCCUCGUCCGGAGUGGAUGGGUCAUCGUUUUCGGGGAUUUCAGAUCCUGCCGUAUGCUUGAAGUAUGGUGAGACAAUGAUGUUCUACGUGGACAAUGACAAUUACCCAGUCUAUAAUCGGGAGAAUCUUUACAACACGAAUGAGCAGUUUGAUUAUGGUGGUUUCCGUGAGUUGGAGGAGAUGCAGACUCAGAUUGGAACCUCAACGACGCUCUUCACUUAUCGCUUUAUCGACCCUGGUGUCUAUGUCUUCUGUCUCAGCAGCAAUUCUGAGCGUAAGAUGUACGUUCGAGUAAUGGCAAAGAAUGCCCAGUGUUCAGAAGACGGUCCCUACUUUCCGGCUACGCCUCGUUACAUCGUCCAGAACGGUAUCGCUGUGGGUAAUUCAAUCCUACUAGCUGCUGACUGGCUCACCAUUGGACUGGUACUCGGCUUGAUUCUCAUCUUCACCAUCCUACUGGUCCUCGUUUUGAUUCUAUUCCGUAAAUACGGCUGGGGUAAAGUGUCUUACAUCCGACCGAAGUACAGAGGCCUGAUUCAGAAUCAUAACUUUGACGAUUAUGCCUCCAAGGGCUCAGCAGUUCAUCCCGUCAAGAAAUACAACCGCGCCAUCGAGGGCAGAGGGGAAGGCGUUGGGGGCGCUGUUGUCAUUGACGAAGCAGUAGAGGUCAAAGGUGAUGAAUAUUGGGACUACGAUAAGCAGGUGGACUUCGAAGCGUUCAGUACGGCUGACUUCUAUGGUCAUCUGUCUCAGCAAUCACGUCAUGUGACCAGCGAGCUUGGACGACAAAAGGAAGAGGCGAAGGCGCUGUACCGCAAACUGUGCAACCAGGCGGAGAACCUCAAAGGAUUAUGGGUAGCCAAGAUGAACCUGAAGGGUAGAAGUGCCCUGGCUACUGAUGAGGACCUAGAAGCAUAUGAACGCAAGAGCGAGGAGCUUGAGAUGGAAUUGGAACGGCGGAAGGAACUCGGUUAUCGCUUUGAGACCAUCUUGAAGAGACAGCUUGAGAUCAAAGAGCAGGACGAGAAGAGUCGAGAGGACCACCAGGUGUCGUACCUGUCAGCUUUACGAGAAGCUGUGAGGAUGCUGAACGAGUACACAGAGGCCAAGACCAGCGGCAAGAAGAAGAGCCUGGAGCAAGAAUUCGACAACACUACACAGAAACAUGUUAUCCGACGUGUUGGUGCCCUCUUGGGACGGAUGUCCAGUGAAGUGUCAGCCGAGGCCCAACGUAUCGGUGCCUGGGGCAUACUUGGGCAGGGAAUCGGUGCUCAGUUAGUCGCCACAGGUUCGGACAACACUCCUGUAGACAGGGAGGAGCUGUUCGGUCCUGACGGCAGUGUCCUACGUACAGAUCUCAUUCACCAGAACACGACUACUGGCCUUAUGGUGCCAAACAGUGACGCCCGCAUGCUGUCGGCCGACGGCCACGUUAGGAAUAUCCCACCGGAUUACUUCGUCCAUCCAGUCACAGGUCGUGUUCUCCCCGUCCAGGGGAAUGUCAGUUACGACCCGACUUCUUCAAGACUUAUUCACACUGUUGAUUCAUCUGUUGGUGAUUUGGUCCGAUCGGACGAGCCACUUAUCCCAUACAUCCCAUUCCCAACCGACCCCAACAACGGCCUCCCAGUCAACUCAAAACUGACCACCAUCGAGCGAACCGGUGAUCUCAAACUAAACGCCCCGAUGUCCGACCCAGACACAGGUCUGAAAUGCCCCAUCGUGGCCAUGACAAUACACCCACAAUCGGGCGUAGCGUACCCAGUAGCAGGUACCCAUACUGACCCGGUGACUGGACUCCCCGUACCGAUAGAGAUUGGUGCCGUUAUGAUCGAUCCGAGCAGUGAACAACCGGUGCCGGUCCUGAGCGUUGCUAUUGAUCCAGAAACUGGUGAUGUCAUCCCAGUGGGUGGCACUCUCCAAACGCCCAACGGUACCCACAAUGCCUACAUUACCAUGGUAACCGGCGACCGCUUCAUCGAGCCCCUCAGCAACCUACAGGUGCUGACCCAAAGCGCAGCUCUCCAUGACAACGAGGCACUGCCCUCUAGUGGCGGGUACCAGACAUUGCUGGACGCAAACCUGAUGACGUGCCAGGUUAAGAUUCUUGAGGUGGUCAAGGCGUAUCUUGACGCGGCAGUCGGUCCGGAGGGCCUAAACUGUCGUCAUGAGCAGAGCCAGCUGGAUACUGUCACGAAGGAGCUGAUCAAGUCCAGACAACGUUGCCGUGUAAACCACAUCCGAGCCAUCCAUAACGUCCAACGACGUCUUGAGCGAGCAUCCAUCUUGGCUGUUAGCGGAGGAUCUCCAGGCAUGUAUGAGCAUACAGCGACAGGCCAGAUCCUACCCAUCCUUGUAGGAACCCACAUGGCUGAUCCUGGAGGCAGCGGGCAAGACGUCACCAUCUUAGGAGUAGAGAGGAACUCCAAGACGGGAGCGUUGAUUCCCCUCGGAGGAACCAUGGAGGACCCUGAAGGAGAUGGUCUGAUUCCGAUCAUGGUUGGUUGUCAAGCUGUCGAUGAGGUCACAGGUGACCUCAGCCCCAUCACUGGGGUCAGGAUCAACCCAGAAACAGAGACUGUUGUCCCGGUAACCGUAUCCGCAGACAAGAAGAAGAAGCCACCCCUUGGUGCUGUGGCCAUGUUGGAAGAUGAAAUUGUUGCUAGGCGUGGCUACUGGCGUCGUCAACGACAACGGGAGGAAGGGCUCACAACCCAAGAGUCUAAACUGGUCAACCAGCUACUGUUGGACAUUGAGAAUGUAGACGUACAGAAGGUGGAAGAGGAUCUGGACUCCUUCAGCGACAUGGCCAAGUCUCUUGAGGACACCAACAGACGAGAGGUGACCAGAAGAGUUGAGGCUACAGAAGAACUGAACAAUGUCCUGACACUACAUACUAUGUCUAUACUAACACAAGGAGAUGACGCUGAGAAGCUGUAUGAAGAGCGCCACCACGCCUCCCACCGCAAAUUUGUGGAUACGGUGCGCAAGAUCUACACCCGUCUACAGGCAGAGGAGACUAAGUACAAGGAGAGACUUGCAGAGCUAGAGGAUGCCCUGAAUCCGGACGCUGAGUCUGCAGUGAUGCAACGCUAUCGUCAAGCCAAGUCGCGUCUUCAGGCCGAGCUUAAAGAUCAGCUCCUGACUCGCACAGAGAAUCUAGAUGAGGACCACUCUGCGUUGGAGUACGCCCGAGAGAGGAGUGAACUGCUCAGCUUGGAGGCUAAGGCCGUCUUAUCCAACGCGAUCAUCUUAGCCGGUGACUACGACGCAACAAUGACCGGAGUCUACGGUGACAGUAACUUGGCUGAGCAGUCCAGUCGGGAGAUUAUCCCCCUCUUGAGGCAGAUUAUUGCCAUGCUGGAGAAGGGAGCUCACUUUACGCUGUCAGCCGAGCUGCUACAAGGGAUCGCUGGGGGUGAUCAGAAGUUCGCCAACGCCAAUGCCAUGGGAGCCGGUUCCGUUAACCGGAACAUCGUCCAAGGCGAUCAGUACAACGUCAACGUUCAGAAGGACACUCUGCAGUUACAGGUGCCCCAGCAGCCUGGCGGUGUGACCAUCAUACAGCCGGUACGCGCAGCCGCCGCAAUGCCGGACCGAACCCAAGCGUCAAUCCAAGCAAGUUCUCGAGACAUCCGGAGCAAUCUGGUCGUCAGGAACAACCUAGUGUCGCUGACCGAUGAUGACAAGCAUGCCAUGUCUAAGUCCAUGGCUGAGAGACAGACCAUAGAAGCCAUCAAACUAGAGAGUAACCUCCGGGAGGGAGAGAUCAAAGAAAUCAAUGCUGUAGUACAGAGCUUUGAAGCCAAGAAGGAGUCAACGUUGAAAGAGAAACAAGCUGAUCUGAAGAAGAAACUCGCCAAGGCAGAAUCUGAUGACGAGAAAGCCAAGAUCAUGCAAGAAUUUGUUGACAAUGCUGCUAGAGUGUCACAAGAGAUUGAGACUAGCAAGCAAGCCCAGCUCAAAUCACUUCAGAAGAAGCUCGCCGCAAAACGGAACAUGGCUAAGAAAAAUCUGCACACUCAACACAUUGACGAAGCAAAACAAGAGGGUCUGGGUGAAGACGUGGUACCAGACAUCCUAUUUCAGGAUGAGGAUGAGGUGAAUAAGGAGAUGCAGCUACUCAUGUUGAUGCAGCAGCAGCUGAUGGCUGACUUACAGAAGGGUUACGCUGAGGCAGAUGAAGAGUUUAUGGCUAAAAAGAGGAACGGUCUCGACGCCGAGAUGGAAGAGAAGAUGAGAUUGUUGAAUCUGGCCAAUAGAGGGCCUAAGAUAACGGCUGUAGUUGACGCCAUCCAUCAGACGACGAGAGACACCAACCGAGGAAACAGCAACCUGAAGAAUAAGAUGAAAGACCGCUUGAAUAAACGCCGUAAUUCCAGGAAGUCAAUCACACCGGACGGAAUCGAACCCGGGACGGACGAGGAAAAGCAAUUUGUCCAAACUGCGGAGUCUCAGAUGGUUGCAGACCACGAGCGCAGCAUCCAAGCUGCGAUGGAAAUUGCAAACACCCUCGCCAACGAUAAACAAAAAGAGGAGCACGAGGAGGCAAUCAAGGAGUUGCUGGCUGAAGAAGAAGAGAAAACGGAAUCAGAGAAGAACGCUAUCCUGGAGCAGUAUCUAAGGGAGGUAGAAGGUGCUCAAGAGAAACUCAAAUCAUCUCGGGAUGAGCAGAAGGAGCAUCUCCUUGCCAAGCUGGCUGCCAGGAAGAGGCUCAAGGAGGAGGUGAUGGCGGAGAAUGCUGUUGCCAAGGAGCUGGAUCAUAUCACUAAGAAACAGGUAUUAAAGGGAACAGAUGAGGGCGCUCUUGCUAUCGACACAGUCAACAACAACGUGACAGCAGAUGAGUCGCUCGAACAGAGAGAAAAACUUCUGUCUGAACAAGAAGAUCGUCAAGCUAGGUUGGACCUCGCGCAGCAGGCAGAGACGAGCAAGAUAAACAAGCAGCUAGACUCUGAGAUGACCUCGGCCACCUCGUCCAUCGAGGAGCAGCUGGAGGAUCAGAAGAAACAACUCUUGAGGAGGGAGGAGAGAGAGUUUGAGAAGGAGAUGCAGGUCAAGAGGAAACAACUCUCAGAGGAUCAGUCCAAGGAACUUAUGGAUGAACACACGAAGAAUAUGGACAAACUUUCUCAGAGCAUGGACGUAGAGAAAGACCGACAGAAGGCCACCUUGGCGGAGAGGAUCGCAGAGAAACGCAAACAGCACCAAGAGCGCGUCAAACAGAAACACAACGUUGAGAUGACGCAGGAGAUGCUUGCCCAGAAGGUGGAGAGAGACGAGCUGAGCAACAAGCAGUUGAAGGGAGCUGAGAGACCAGCCCUCGUCCAGUCGUUGGAAGGAGAGGAAGUUGGGAAAGCUGAAAACAUCAUCUAUCGAGUGCUCCGACAGAGACACAUGAAAGAACAAGUGCAACAGGAGGAGCUAAUGGAUCGUGAGAAGGAAGCCGCUAUCAUCCAGGCUCAAGCCAAGAUGGCCGAGCUCUGCCAGAAUGACCGAGACUCCCUUAUGGAGGCUCAACAGAAGGAGUUCUUGGAACUCAUCGCCAACUCCGGCUCGCUGUCGGCCGCUAACUUAGCGGAGAAGAAGGAGAAGCUUCAACAGCAACACCAGAAACAACUGGCCGAAUUCGACAAGAUCAAAGACCAGAGGAUGGAACAAGCCAGCAAGGACUGCCUCCCUGGCAUCGAGGUCAAACAAGCACACGCCAGACUGGCAAUGAGAGAGCGUCAACUCAAGGAACUCGCUGAGGCCAUGAGGGACCUGUCUCCUGAGGAGGCUCUCGUUCAUCAAUACACCGAGGCCGCCGACAAGGCUGCCCUCGACGCCCAGAGGUUCAGAGAGAGCAAGAUGAGUCAGAUGACGUCCGAGAUCGAACGCAUCAAAGCCGAGAAACGGAAACGAGAUGACGAGAGGAGGCGUAAGAUGGCACAAGAACUAGAUGCUUUGGAGUCAGAGCUGGAGAUUGAUCGAGUCCGAGACGAGCAAAGGCAGCAAGAGCGUGACGGGCAACGCAUGAAGACGAUCGAGGAGCAGAAACAAGAGAAAGAACGACGUCUUGAGCAAGAGAUGAAACAGCUUGAUGGAAAUAAAGAUGCUCAGGAGAAACUUCUUGCUGAACACAGGGAGAACAUGAAGCGGUUUGAGGACGCUCAAGUCCAGGAACAGCAGAGGAACAAGGAGAAGACGAAGGCUCGACUAGACGCGAGACGCAAGAAGAAAGAAGACCUAGAGAAGGAGAGGAUCAAGGCGGAUAUCAACACCCAGGCUGAGGUGGAUGAUCGUAGGACACAAGACCAUCUUAAUAACGUCCAGAGGCAGGGUGCUUCUGAUCUGAACCAGACGAUUAACUCCACCACAGCGCCGGAUGCUCCCGGUGACUGGGCCCAACGUGAGCAGGACGCAGUAGAUAAAUCCAAGCUACCACCAGGAAUGGAUGAGUCCAUCUUCAAUGCUCUCCUUGCUUCACCGCUCUAUAAGGAUCUCCAAGAUAUUGAGGAGAUUGUUAAUAGUACGGAUGCGCUCAAGCGACCAGGGGUCAAAGGAGCUGUAUCUGAUGCCUUCAUCGACAUCAAGGAUGCCCAGUGGCUCCUAGCUCAUGACAUAAUCCCCCUAGACAUCAACAGCAUCACCCCGAGCCAGUUCGUCAUCUAUCGCUUCGGUGUCUUCAUCGUUCGUCUCCUGAAGGAGACCAUCGGCACGCCCAACGUCACCCUCCUACUCGCCUCCAGCCUACCGCAGAACGACUACGACCGCAACAUGUACCGACGCUCGUUCUUCUACCAGCGGGCGAUGAAUAUCUUGUUCAUUCGUCGUGAGAGGUUGGAGUCCGUGGGAGAGUUUGUGAUGCUCAUCAUGCACUGCUUGGCUCAUAUUAAGACUGGGGAGUUGAAGGAUGAUGCUGAUCCUCUGUUCUUAAGAGCAUUCUAUAAGGCCAUGAAGGUUAUCUGCCAGGACAUGUUCUUCGCUCGUUCUCGCUCAUCACCCCUUUCCGUCGCUCUGAUCGGUAGCACGCCCUCUAGUGGCAAGACUGCACUUGAGCAUGCCUUCAAGUACAGUAAGACUGACAUGGACAAGACGGGUGUGGUCGGUGAGCUGGUUAACGUGAAGGUGAAGGUACCAGUCGAGCAGGACUUCAACGAAGAGACUAUCAAAGAACGUCUGGAGAACGCCCAGGACAAGCAUGACAACUCUCGCUUGCGUGACUUUCUGCAGAGCCGUGGGGGCGCUAUAACCACCAAGGACUUUGUUGCAUCUCGCUUGAGAGAGCUGAGAGGAAUGACAACCGCCGAAGAGAAACCAACCAAUCCUGCCCCUCGUGCCCCGAAGCCGAUACUGUCCGGUCAGGUUGACUUCCUUACCGCCCAGAUCCGUGCCAGGGAGGGGCAGCUGGACAACCUGAAUGCUCAGCUUGGUCAGGCUCUAGCAGAGAAGCAAACCAUCCAAGAAGGUCUGGCCCAGCCAGACGAAAGCGUCGGUGAGGGCGUUGAGGUCUUGAAGGGUCAGCUCAGAUCACUGGGGUUGAAGACGGAGAACUUGAUGAAGAAGAUCGCCCAAGUUGAGGAGGAAGUCGCUAAGAAACGAAAAGAUCGUCAGAAUAUCCAACAAAAUAAGAAGUAAAAAACAGAAGAGGAAAAUAAAAAAAUUAGAUCUUCAAGAAAUCCAAGUCUUCAAGAUCGUCAGACAGCCAGCAGAAUAAGAAAGAAUAAAAACAGAUGAAGAAAAGUGUUGAAAAUCAACGAUAAAAUGUAAUCAUUUAAACAGAGCAAGAAAUCAAAAUGAAACUAAUUGUACUCAGAUGAUGUCAAGAACAAAUCAACAAUGUUUGAACUAAAAUGUUUACAGAAGUGUGUUUUUAAGUAAAUCAGACAUUUAGAGAACAUAGAUUGUUGAUUUAAUAAAAUCUCUCGUUUGUGAAUAUUUUUGUUUUUAAUUUUAUGUAGUAUUUUUGUACACAGAAGUUUUUAAUGGAGAUUGUAGUAUUUAUGUAGAUGUAAUUCUUAAAAAAAAGAAUUCUUAAAAAUCUUUGAAAAGACUACGGACAUUUUGGUCUCUUAGGUUGACUUUGAAGACCUGUGUUGAAAGCAGAAAAGUAAGAUCCAGAAUCCGAAAGGGGCCAGGAAUUUCCACUCAAUAUAAGAAGUUAGUCUAAAUUUGAAUGUGUGCACUGUCAAUCAGUUUUUAUGUAUAUUUCUGUUACUUCCUAAAUUUCAAUUUUCACUUUAUUUCUUCAUUUGCAAAAACAUUGUUUUAUUAGAGCACUUCUGCACAUGUGAGAUAGUUAACUUAAGUUUCUCAGGACGUUUUGAUUAUUUCAAUUAGGUUUUUUCGAUUGAUUGUCAUUUGCAAUAUCCAUUGUCAAACAAUAGAAACAUGGGCUUGUGUCUGGGCACCCAAACAAUUCUCGGUGAGGGCGCUGUGUGCGAGGCGACAUUUUCAUCUAGAAACUGUCCAUCCAACAUAUCUUUUAAGGCAAUUUUGCUCAAUAUUCGUACUUUUAUUUUCCUACUUCAAUUCUGUCCAAUCAUUUUUCCGUCCUCGGUUAUUUUUUUUUUAACAUAAGCAUUUGUUUUUACCUUAAUGCACCAGAUAAAGUAGGCUUAUACUUCCAGUCAAAUUUAUCUAAUAAAUCUAUUUCAGUUUUAUCAAGUAAUAUUUCCGUCCUAAAAAUGUUUUGAUGAAUUUUAACAAAAAUUGGGUUUUCAUAAUAUUAUUAGCAAUUUGCUCAGUAUUCGAAAUUUGCUUUAAAAGUUCCUACUUCAAUUCCAUCCAAUCAUUUUUCCGUCCGCGGUUAUUAUUUUUUCGUAAACAAGAGUUUGUUUUUCAUAUUUGCCCCAGAUCAAGUAUUCUUCCAAUAAAGUUCCACCUAUAAAUAUAAUACUUUUUACUCCGUCCAUCGAAAUGUUAUUGUUAUUUUUUUUAAAUGAUAUUUUAGUAUAAUUACUGUGGAUAGCACCUGAGUGUACAUAAUAUAGAAGAAUAUUUGAUAAUAACUAAUAGUAUUUUGUAGUAUUUUAUGAUAUUUUGGUAUUUCCUUAGAUAACUUUAUCACGAUCACAAUUGAACAAAAGAAAUAUUCCCCAACAAAAAUGAUUGCAAUUGUUGAAGUCCUAUGCAAAAUGACAGAGUACUUAAACAAAAUAUAGGUCUGUACUAUUUCAUAAAACCAUGAACAAGUCAUCGAAUAUUCAAAAACUGAACAUUGUUUAAAAAUCUUGGAAUAUUUUAUCACGAAUUUAUGACUGUACUAUAAUGAAGAUUUUUAUGUAAAUUUCUGGUUCCAAUAUUAAAGUAUAACGUCUUUCAGAAUGAAAUAAAUCAGGAUGUUAAGGUGUAGAUAAUUAAUAAUUUCAAAAAUACGCAGUUUUUUGUUGUAACUUAUUUUUUGAAGAUACUCAUGUUUUGUAGUUUUAGUUGUUAGGAAUACUUCAGUGGAAUAGGUUUUUCAGUACUCAGAGAAUAAAACAUUUACAUUAAAAA